Zootoca vivipara (common lizard) is the source of this 4650-nucleotide messenger RNA. It is a transcript of the gene RPRD1A, whose product is annotated as regulation of nuclear pre-mRNA domain containing 1A. The record is from RefSeq and is a predicted model, not a curated record. NCBI's taxonomy places the organism in Eukaryota, Metazoa, Chordata, Lepidosauria, Squamata, Lacertidae. Gene Ontology annotation, molecular function: RNA polymerase II C-terminal domain binding. Gene Ontology annotation, biological process: mRNA 3'-end processing.
GUGAGGCGUUUCGCGCGUGCGGGGAGGAGGGGGGAAGGCGGGAGGGGCGGCGGCAGAGGCCUGUUUCUCGCUCCGGCUCCCGGCGGCGUGUUCGGUUUCAGCUUCCCCACCCCCACCCUGCAGAUCUUCGGGCGGAGGCGAGGCGAUGUCGGCGUUCUCGGAGUCGGCGCUGGAGCGGAAGCUGCUGGAGCUGAGCAACUCUCAGCAGAGCGUCCAAACCCUGAGCCUGUGGCUCAUCCACCAUAGAAAGCACUCGCCCCUCAUCGUCGCCGUGUGGGAGCGGGAGCUGCGCAAAGCAAAACCAAACAGGAAGCUUACAUUCUUGUAUCUGGCCAAUGAUGUAAUUCAGAACAGCAAAAGAAAAGGACCUGAAUUUACAAAAGACUUCGCACCAGUCAUAGUUGAGGCCUUCAAACAUGUUUCCAGCGAGACUGAUGAGAGUUGUAAGAAGCACCUGGGUCGAGUGCUGUCUAUUUGGGAAGAAAGAUCGGUUUAUGAAAACGAUGUAUUGGAACAGCUUAGGCAGGCUUUGUAUGGUGAUAAAAACCCAAGAAAACGCCCAUAUGAACAGAUAAAUGUGGAAGAAAAUAAUUGCUCGACACAAAGUUCUCCAUGUGAUCCUCCACAGACUGCAGAUCUCAUAAGAGCAUUGCAAGAAUUAGAAAAUGCAGCCUCUGGGGAUGCAGCAGUUCAUCAGAAAAUAGCCUCAUUACCUGUGGAGGUUCAAGACGUGUCCUUGCUUGACAGAAUAACAGACAAAGAAUCAGGAGAGCAGCUUUCCAAGAUGGUAGAUGACGCCUGUAUGUUGCUGGCGGAUUACAAUGGCAGGUUGGCAGCUGAAAUAGAUGAUAGGAAGCAGCUAACUCGGAUGUUGUCAGACUUUCUGCGAUGCCAAAAAGAAGUCCUCUCAGAGAAAGAGCAAACAUUGGAAGAAUACAAGCGCAAGUUAGCCAGAGUCUCUCAGGUACGGAAAGAACUCAAGUCACGGAUCCAGACCCUUCCUGACCUUUCACGACUCCCCAAUGUCACAGGAAGUCAGGUGCAUCUUCCAUUUGCAGGAGACGUCUAUAAUGAUGAUUGACAUUCAGAUGUUCCACUGGAAUGAGGAAUUGGGCAGAUGGAUUGAUAUUAUUUUUGUAUAUUUGUUGAGAGUAGUACUUCAGUGUUCUAAUUUAUAAGAAAUGUCAAAUGUUGCUUUGUUUACUAUGUUACUGAAACAGUGGUGAAGCAGGUACUAUGUAAGAGGCAGAAUCUCUCUGUUAUUAUGUUUAAAAGAAAGAGUGAUUAUUACAAUUUAACUUUUGUACUCUGAUUGGAUCCAGGAGAACAUUGUUUCUAUUUUGCUCUUUCUUAUGUGAUCUUUACUGGAUAUAGGUCUUAUAAUUUAAACUAAUCAUAUAAGACUCUGCACAUAGUAAGUGAAGAAAUGCAAAAAUAGGUCUUUUGACUCCUGCAAUUUGGUUUGAAAUGUGUCAGUAAUUUUUUUCUUCUCCAAAAAAGUCAUUGUCUUAAUAUUAUGUCCUUUUAAAACUUUUGAAUACAAAUUAUAUUAAAAACAGAUGUUGAAUGACCAAAAAUGACCGUAGUUAAGUGGAUUAGAAUGCUAAAUGAUUUAGAAUUUUAAUAGUAAUCACUCCUCCUCUCUGAAGGUUGUUUGUUUUUAUAGUCAGCAACCAUAUGUUUGCAUUGUAAUCAUUUUCUACAUAAAUCCAAAUAGAAAAACCUCAUCUUAGAGGAGAAACAGGCCAGUGAGGGUAAUUGGAAUGGUUAUAUAGGACUGAAUCUAUACUUUUUUACAAUUAACUGUGCUUAGCAGUAAAAAAAAAAUGUUUAGAGGUUCAAUCCUAUAGCUGUCCACUCAGAAGUAAGUCUCACUGUAUUCAGUGGCUUAAUCCAGACUUAAGUGUGCAAAUAAUUGCAGCACAAGAACAUAAUUCUGUAGUGUGCUAUAUUCAUUAGAUGGAGCACUGAGUGUCUUUUCUCUAAUGGGGAACUCAUCUGAUGAAGUCAGCUUGGAAGGUUACUGCCAUGUUAAUUGCAGAAAAGCUCCAACAAAUCACUCCCAAGCCUGGAAUGUUAACUUGGGAAAAGUUUAUUCCUGACUACUCAUGGUGAGGAAGUUCACACUGAUAUAUGGCCACUGCCUUUCAGCAUAUUUACCUAUUUGCUUGCACAGACAGCUUCCAGUUUAGUCUAUGGGCAGCGGAGUCUAAAAAUGGGGUGGUUCUUGCCAUCUGGGGCCAGUGUGCACAUUUGCUGUAGAUGCUAGUCACAAAAUUGCAGGGCAUCGCUUAGGAAAAUGGUUGCAGGCAUGCCCCCCACCAGCAGGAAAAAGGCAUCUACUAUUUGUUCCAUUCUUGUUCAAUGAUGCUCUCAACGAUUACUUUAAUACAUUAAGGAUGUUUUCCAGUUAAUUUGACCAGUCUUGCACCACCAAAUUAGGUCAAAUCUGCAAAACUUAAAGCCCCAAACUGGACAUUAUGUAUAUUUGGCAAUUUAUUUUACACAUUUAAUGUACUUUUCCACUGUCACCUAUUAGUUACCAGCGGUCAGCAUGGCUGAUCAUAUUCUAGGGCAGGGGUGGGCAACCUAAGGCCCGGGGGCUGGAUGCAGCCCAAUCGCCUUCUCAAUCCGGUCCGCGGACGGUCCGGGAAUCAGCGUGUUUUUACAUGAGUAGAAUGUGUCCUUUUAUUUUAAAAUGCAUCUCUGGGUUAUUUGUGGGGCAUAGGAAUUUGUUCAUUCCCCCCCCCCAUAUAGUCUGGCCCACCAUAUGGUCUGAGGGACAGUGGACUGGCCCAUGGCUGAGAAAGGUUGCUGACCCCUGUUCUAGGGUCAUUAGCAAUCUGAAAAGGCUACCUCAUUUAUUCACCCUGGGUGGUGAAUUCAUCCCACCCCUCAAAGACAUAGAUUUUAUGUUGCAAUGUCAGAUACAGAUGUGAUUAGAAGGUAUGAGCACUCCUUUCUAUGACUACAUGUAUAUUGAAAUUUAAAUAUAGGAAGUGGCCUUAAGUGACACCGCCCUGCUAUCUGGCAAACAUUUAACUCUUAACCGUCUCAUCUAAAAUUAGACCAGUGAAGUUAAUCACAUUUCCACCACUGGAAAAAUGUUGAAUGCUAGUGGCAGAUAAAACAAAUUAUUUCACAGGAAACAUGCUAUUUUGAAUACAGCUACUUAAAUAUGUGAAAAUGUUAUUCCUCUUUCUGGGGCAAAACCCUAAUGGUCCCUGCACUCAAAACAGUUUGAUACAGUUUGUUGCUGCUGUGGCUCCCUUAUUGGAGCAGUUUUGGAUUAUACACAAAAAGCAUUUCUAUGUCGGUUUUGAAUGCUUAGCUGAGGUGUAUCCACUUCUGUUACCUAUCGUGCUGUUUGCAAAGUUUGAUCCAGCAGAGGUAAGCACAUCUAAGACCAAUUAAUUUUGAAUGGAAAAGGAAGUAUAUGCUUAAAUUUGAGCCAGAGAAAUCAUUGAGGAAUAAAAUUGCUUAACUUUUGCAUCUUGCUGGAUUAUUUAUGGAAGAUACCUGCAAACUGUAAGGGGAAAAAACACUCUGCUUGUAUUUUGAACAGCUUGUGCCUGAUAGUUUUUUUGUUUUAUUGUAUUAUCAUAGUCCUAAAAUACUGACAGACACAUGUCAGAAUGCAGCAAGAUGAAAGGUUGUUGGUAAUCUCAGUUUAUGCUUCACAUUUAAAAAAUGAGGGGAAGGAGAGGGAUUUCAAGGUGUUGAAAAUUCUCUAUGCUGUUAGGACUUUUCAUGGUUCAGACACACAGAUCCAGACUAAUAUUUCUCCUUUUUCUAAUCAAUUCCAUUCCAGACAUCAGGAGGUUAUAAUAUCCAUAUUUAACAGAGUAUAUAAUUACAAUUUCUUUUUCUCCAAAGGACACAGGAAAAUUCCAUUCACACCACACAGAAUUGCCUAAGUUUAAAAUAUAAACCUCAAUUUGUUAUGCAUCUGCUUUUUUGCAUGCAGUGUUUAGCCACAGAUUAGUGUUUCGUAUACGAGCCUUUGGCUAAUGCACUCCCACCCCUUAAUUGGAACAUGCCAAUUUGUGACUAGUAAUGAUGCCUGCUGGUUUCACUAAACCAUAGCAAACGGCAGUGCUGUUUUUCUAGAAAAAGAGGCACCAGAGCUCACCAUGAACUUCUGCCUUGUUCUUUUAUAAUGGCAACAGUGCCCACCUGAGAGGUGCCGGAGCUGAGCUCCUAUGAUCUCUGGCUGAAGAAAAGUCCUGGUAAGCAGUAGACCACAGUUCCAUCUUUGAACAUAACAAGAAGCUACAUUUGAAAAUGGAAGUGAAAGCUACCAAUCUUCCGUUUCCUCCAUGAGCAUCACAUUGAUGAGGAGGGGAGAGCAAUGAGUCUGAGGCUUGUGCACUUAAUGCUAACUUAGUUUAGUGUUAUGCCACUGCGCCUUGCUGAAACACUUGUAGAAUUCAUUUUUCUGGAUGUAAAUAUUUUUGUUGCGAAUACAUGCACCCUAAAUAGAGAAAUUAAUAAGUUGUUUGGAAAGGUAGAUAAAUUUACUUGUAGAAUUGUACUCUACUCUUGGCAGGUAGCUUUCAGGCAAAUGUUUACAUUUCAUCUUAGUUUUGCCAACUUGAACCUUGUUUUAUUAGGAGCCGUUGAUCCUAGUCACAUGCCGUGGAAGUACAU